Molecule: messenger RNA, 102 nt
Organism: Phytomonas sp. Hart1
Lineage: Eukaryota; Euglenozoa; Kinetoplastea; Trypanosomatida; Trypanosomatidae
Source: the annotation of a GenBank genome assembly
AUGUAUCAAUGCAUCUCGAGGGAGGGUGAGUAUCCGAAGGAAAGGCCAAUAACUUGUGAAAUUUCUUUUUUUUUUAGAAUCAGGUAUGAGACUUUAUUUUAG